Nycticebus coucang (slow loris) is the source of this 2043-nucleotide messenger RNA. RefSeq names its product ubiquitin specific peptidase 18 (gene USP18). Bases 202 to 1221 code for a protein of 339 amino acids. The record is from RefSeq and is a predicted model, not a curated record. Gene Ontology annotation, biological process: protein deubiquitination. The transcript has 10 exons. Gene Ontology annotation, molecular function: cysteine-type deubiquitinase activity; cysteine-type endopeptidase activity. Gene Ontology annotation, cellular component: nucleus; cytosol. Lineage: Eukaryota; Metazoa; Chordata; Mammalia; Primates; Lorisidae.
CCUGUGUGCCUGGCUCAUGUGAGCUCUUCCUGGAAGUGAAGUCGUGCAGUCCUGAACACGGACCAGGCCUCCUUGGCCUGGGAUUCUGGAGUGAUCACCACGGGCAACGUGUUUGGGUUUCUCAGGGAAAUCUCUCAGUCAAUCGUGGCUGAGUCUCAGCAGCUCCCAGCAGAACCUGCUGAGGAGAGGGAAGAGAACACUAUGAAGAGGGACAGAAAGCAGCCGAGAGAACAUCUUACCGCCUGGGACUACCCUCAUGGGCUGGUUGGUUUACACAACAUUGGACAGACAUGCUGCCUUAACUCCCUGAUUCAGGUAUUCAUAAUGAACAGGGACUUCACCAAGAUAUUGAAGAGGAUAACAGUGCCGAGGGAAAAUGAAGAGCAGAGGAGAAGUGUCCCUUUCCAGCUGCUUUUGCUGCUAGAGAAGAUGCAGGACAGCCGGCAAAAAGCAGUACGACCCCUGGAGUUUGCCUCCUGCCUCCGGAAGUACAAAGUGCCAUUGUUUAUCCAGCACGAUGCUGCUCAACUCUACCUCACAAUCUGGAACCUAAUUAAGGACCAAAUCACUGAUGUGGACUUGGUAGAGAGGCUUCAGUCCCUGUAUACAAUCAAGAUGAAGGAGUCCUUGAUUUGCCUUGAUUGCACAAUGGAGAGUAGCAGGAACAGUAGCAUGUUAACCCUGCCCCUUUCUCUCUUUGGUGUGGACUCAAAGCCCCUGAAAACACUGGAAGAUGCCCUGCAGUAUUUCUUCCAGCCCAGGGAGUUAUCACGCACAAGUAAGUGCUUCUGCCAGACCUGUGGGAAGAAGACCCAAAGGAAACAGGUCUUGAAGCUGACCCAUUUGCCCCAGACUUUGACGAUCCACCUCAUGCGAUUCUCUAUCAGACAUUCACAGACUAACAAGGUGUACCACUCACUGUAUUUCCCAGAGAGCUUGGAUUUCAGUCAGGUUCUUCAAACUAAGCAAGACCUCUCUGAUAAGGAGGAACAGUCUGGAGGACAGUACGAACUCUUUGCUGUGAUUGCCCACAUAGGAAGGGCUGACUGCGGUCAUUACUGUGCCUACAUCAGGAAUUCUGUGGAUGGAAAAUGGUUCUGCUUCAAUGACUCCAAUAUUUGCUGCGUGUCGUGGGAAGAUAUCCAGUGCACCUAUGGAAAUCGUACCUACCUCUGGCAGGAAACUGCAUAUCUUCUGGUAUACAUGAAGAGUGAGUUCUAAUGGAUAUACCCUAAACCUUCACAGACCUGACAAACUGUCAUUUUCCUUUUCUAUUCCUGGAUCUGCUUAGGCCAACAGAUUUUGCAACAAGGAGAAACAUCAUUUUUGAACUGUAUAAGUAAACCUUACUUAUAAUCAGGGGUAAUUAUCAAAAUAUUUCACAAUGGGGCUGGGUGUGGUGGCUCAUAUCUGUAAUCCUAGCACUCUGGGAGGCUGAGGCGGGUGGAUUGCCUGAGCUCAGGAGUUCAAGACUAGCCUGAGCAAAAAAAAAAAAAAAAAAAACUAGCCUGAGCAAAUUAGCCAGGCUAAUUGUGGUGAGCACCUAUAGUCCCAGCUACUGGCAGGAGGAUUGCUUGAACCUAGGAGUUUGAGGUUGUGAGCUAGGCUCAUGCCAUGGCACUCUAGCCUGGGUGACAGUAAGACUCUGUCUCAAAAAAAAAAAAAAUUAACAGUGACAUGGCACAGAUCUUGAUCAAUCAGAAUGGAGUGGACCCUGGUCAAUGGCUGGAACUGGUCUUGGGUGCCCCUUGCUGUACAAGACACUAACACUUUAAUUAGGAGAUUGUGGGAUGUCCAGGUGCUCCCGGGGAAGAGAGCAGUGGUAGUGGAGGCAUUUAGGUGGCAAGGGUCAGUGGUAGGAAAGUAUUUCAAUAUUUUGCAACUGAUGUGAUCAUACUGGUACGUAGUAGCUGAAUAUCAGUCCUAUUUAUACUUGUUUUAUUUUUGGAACUCAAAUUCAUAUUCAAUUGUUUUGUAACUGUUAUUUGUUCAAUAAAUAUUUAUUGAUCAUCUAUUCUCCAUAAGUACUAGACACAAUGAUGA